This is a messenger RNA of Megalops cyprinoides (Indo-Pacific tarpon), 6593 nucleotides long. RefSeq names its product mindbomb E3 ubiquitin protein ligase 1 (gene mib1). Gene Ontology annotation, molecular function: zinc ion binding; ubiquitin-protein transferase activity; protein binding. The record is from RefSeq and is a predicted model, not a curated record. Gene Ontology annotation, cellular component: cytoplasm. NCBI's taxonomy places the organism in Eukaryota, Metazoa, Chordata, Actinopteri, Elopiformes, Megalopidae. Gene Ontology annotation, biological process: protein ubiquitination. The transcript has 22 exons. Bases 1419 to 4511 code for a protein of 1030 amino acids.
CGUCUGCUUGGACUCUGAUUGACAAUAAUGGCGACGCGUUUGUCUUGAGUUUGGGCUCAACGAUACAGCUUAAAAUACCUCGCCACCGACGGCCAUUCAAACAUCUGGCGUCCUGGUGCGAACAUGCAAAUGAUCUCUUCACCAGAGAGAAACUAAAUAUUCCUGAGCAGGAGGCGAGGACUGAAGUUGUGGUGCCGGAAUUUUGUGAGAAGCAAUACAAAGAUCUCCCAUUUCGUGCUGGCGUGCGAGCUAGCCAACGUUAGCCACAAAGAGUGGAUUUUUCCUUGGGCAGAAAAAAACAACGGACAGCGGGAUUCGGAGCCAGUUUCGUGAUAUAUAUUGUUUUUUUGCAACAGAAGAAAAUACUUGGGGAGAGAGGACGUUUGGACAAUUAAAACGCCUACCAUCCAAGUCUACUUUGUUUCAAAGAUCCAGUCAGACAGUAGCACCCCCAUUUUGAGCUAGACCCCUGUUUUAAAGGGAUACUUGGAAAGGAAAAGAGAUUAGCUAGCUAGCUUCUGUAUUUGAAGUCGCGCCAUAAACUUGGAUCAACCUAUUUACUGUUAAGCUUUUUUACAGUCUACCUGCGUCUUGGAGAAGAUCGCACUUGAAGGCUAGUUACCGUUAAUGAAUAAAGUUUGGGAACUUGGAGGUCCGUUGUUUGGUUAACCGCCAGCUAGCUAGCUUGUGGUCUCACAGAUAGCAAGGUAAUAUAACGUUGCUAACUGCGGAGAAAAUACCCGCCGAUUUGGGAAUACUUUGUAAACAAACCGUGUAUACAUUCAUUCUGUAACCGGGGUUGCACCGUGGGCUGGUUGGUUUUGAUUUUGUUUUCAUCCUCGUCGCACGUUUUAGCCUCACGCUUCAGUUUGUCUUCAAGUUAGCUGAUAACACGGUGCCGGGCGAUUGAGUCGUGAGAGACCCCAGCAAUACAAAAACAAUCAGCGGACUGACAGUUGCUGCUCUGCCGAUAACAUUUAGUGGUUUUUAAUAGCUAGUCCGCUAACAAAAAAACAAGGUAACAGGAUUUGUGUAGCAAGCUGACGAUAGUUAGCAGGGGAGCUAGCUAUCUGGAGAACUUGUUAGCAAGUCGUUUGCAAACUUGGAGCACAAAUAGAAGCUAGGUAGCUUGCUACCUAGCUAACCCAUAAUUACGCCAUCUGAGUGGUUUUAAGUUGCGAGAGUGUUUGCUGGGGCGGUUAGCAUUGCCAAGCCGCUACCCCGGUUUUGUUUGCUCAGUGACCCUCGUUGUACGUUGGCUAAUAACAGUCGUCGGACGCGCUAGCUAGCCAACUAAGCUAGCCAGCGAACUAAAUGCACGGUGCGAGAAAACUUUCAGGUCCGACCUAAAGUAGAUCUUGCUAACUGUUGCUAAAAAAAAAACCCAUCGCCCUUUUCUUGCCGGAUCUGCUCUGUAAAUGACCACCGGCAGGAAUAAUCGAGUCAUGAUGGAAGGUGUGGGUGCGAGGGUGAUCCGGGGACCGGACUGGAAGUGGGGGAAGCAGGACGGCGGAGAGGGGCACGUCGGAACCGUGCGGAGUUUCGAAAGUCCAGAAGAAGUGGUGGUGGUCUGGGAUAACGGGACCGCGGCCAACUACCGCUGCUCCGGGGCUUACGACGUCCGGAUAUUCGACAGUGCGCCCACAGGCAUCAAGCACGACGGGACCAUGUGUGACACGUGCCGGCAGCAGCCCAUCAUCGGCAUCCGCUGGAAGUGCGCCGAGUGCACCAACUACGACCUGUGCACCACCUGCUACCACGGCGACAAGCACCACCUGCGCCACCGCUUCUACCGGAUCACCACGCCGGGCAGCGAGAGGGUCCUGCUGGAGUCCCGCCGCAAGUCGAAGAAGAUCACGGCGCGGGGGAUCUUCACGGGGGGCCGCGUGGUGCGGGGCGUGGACUGGCAGUGGGAGGACCAGGACGGCGGCAACGGGAGGAGGGGCAAGGUAACCGAGAUCCAGGACUGGAGCGCGGCCAGCCCUCACAGCGCGGCCUACGUCCUGUGGGACAAUGGAGCCAAGAACCUCUACAGAGUGGGCUUCGAGGGGAUGUCUGACUUGAAAUGUGUCCAGGAUGCCAAAGGGGGCUCCUUCUAUCGAGACCACUGCCCUGUAUUAGGUGAACAGAACGGGAAUCGUAACCCCGGCGGACUGCAGAUCCAGGACCUGGUCAACAUCGACCUGGACCUGGAGAUCGUCCAGUCCCUGCAGCACGGUCACGGGGGCUGGACAGACGGCAUGUUCGAGACGCUCACCACCACCGGCACGGUCUGCGGCAUCGACGAGGACCACGACAUCGUGGUCCAGUACCCCAGCGGGAACAGGUGGACGUUUAACCCGGCGGUGCUGACGAAGGCGAACGUGGUGCGCAGUGGUGAGACAGCGGCCGGCGCGGAGGGCGGCAGCUCCCAGUUCAUGGUGGGAGACCUGGUGCAGAUCUGCUACGAUAUCGACCGCAUCAAGCUGCUGCAGCGUGGCCACGGGGAGUGGGCCGAGGCCAUGCUGCCGACCCUGGGGAAGGUGGGCCGAGUCCAGCAGAUCUACUCAGACAGCGACCUGAAAGUGGAGGUGUGUGGGACGUCCUGGACUUACAACCCAGCCGCUGUCACCAAAGUGGCCCCUGCUGGCUCUGCCGUCACCAACGCCUCUGGAGAGCGCCUGUCCCAGCUGCUGAAGAAACUCUUCGAGACCCAGGAGUCGGGCGACAUCAACGAGGAGCUGGUGAAGGCGGCGGCCAACGGGGACCUGGCCAAAGUGGAGGACAUCAUGAAGCGGCCCGAUGUGGAUGUGAACGGGCAGUGCGCCGGACACACCGCCAUGCAGGCCGCCAGUCAGAACGGCCACGUGGACGUCCUCAAGCUGCUGCUCAAGUACAACGUGGACCUGGAGGCCGAGGACAAGGACGGGGACCGGGCGGUGCACCACGCCGCGUUCGGGGACGAGGGCUCCGUCAUCGAGGUGCUGCAGCGGGGAGGCGCCGACCUGAACGCCCGAAACAAGCGCCGGCAGACCCCCCUGCACAUCGCUGUCAACAAGGGCCACCUGCAGGUGGUGAAGACGCUGCUGGACUUCGGCUGCCACCCCAGCCUUCAGGACUCAGAGGGAGACACCCCCCUCCAUGAUGCCAUCAGUAAGAAGCGGGAUGACAUGCUGUCAGUGUUGCUGGAGGCAGGUGCUGAUGUCACCAUCACGAAUAACAACGGCUUCAAUGCCCUGCACCACGCAGCCCUGCGAGGGAACCCAAGCGCUAUGCGGGUCCUGCUCUCCAAGCUGCCGCGGCCCUGGAUCGUGGACGAGAAGAAGGACGACGGCUACACCGCGCUGCACCUGGCCGCCCUCAAUAACCACGUGGAGGUGGCCGAGCUGCUGGUGCACCAGGGAAGCGCCAGCCUGGACAUUCAGAACGUCAACCAGCAGACGGCACUGCACCUGGCUGUGGAACGGCAGCACACCCAGAUUGUCCGGCUGCUGGUACGGGCGGAGGCCAAGCUGGACGUCCAGGACAAGGACGGGGACACGCCCCUCCACGAGGCCCUCCGGCACCACACGCUGUCCCAGCUGCGGCAGCUCCAGGACAUGCAGGACGUCAGCAAGGUGGAGCCCUGGGAGCCCUCUAAAAACACGUUGAUAAUGGGCCUGGGGACCCAGGGGGCGGAGAAGAAGAGCGCGGCCUCCAUCGCCUGCUUCCUGGCGGCCAACGGGGCCGACCUGACCAUCCGCAACAAGAAGGGCCAGUCGCCCCUGGACCUCUGCCCCGACCCCAGCCUCUGCAAGGCCCUGGCCAAGUGCCACAAGGAGAAGACCAGUGGUCAGGUGGGCUCUCGCAGCCCCUCUCUAAACAGUAACAAUGAGACACUGGAGGAGUGCAUGGUGUGCUCGGACAUGAAGAGGGACACGCUCUUCGGCCCCUGCGGCCACAUCGCCACCUGCUCCCUCUGCUCGCCGCGGGUCAAGAAGUGUCUCAUCUGCAAGGAGCAGGUCCAGUCCAGAACCAAGAUCGAGGAGUGUGUUGUGUGCUCGGAUAAGAAGGCAGCAGUCCUCUUCCAGCCCUGUGGUCACAUGUGUGCCUGUGAGAACUGCGCCAGCCUGAUGAAGAAGUGCGUGCAGUGCCGGGCCGUGGUGGAGCGCCGCACCCCGUUCGUCCUGUGCUGCGGAGGGAAAGGUAUGGAGGAUGAGGCCACUGAUGAGGACCUUACAGGGGGCUCAAACUCAGUGGCAGGGGGUUCGCAGGAUCUGCUCCAGACCAACAAUCUGGCGCUAAGUUGGUCAAGCGGAAACAUCCCGGCUCUGCAGAGGGACAAGGACAACACCAACGUCAACGCAGACGUGCAGAAGCUGCAGCAGCAGCUGCAGGACAUCAAGGAGCAGACUAUGUGCCCGGUGUGCUUGGACCGGCUGAAGAACAUGAUCUUCAUGUGCGGCCACGGCACCUGCCAGCUGUGUGGGGACCGCAUGAGCGAGUGUCCCAUCUGCCGCAAGGCCAUCGAGCGCCGUAUCCUGCUCUACUAGAGCCCCGGGCCCCCCCCCCCCCCCUCCCCGGCCUUGCUGCUCCACCCGACCCCCCGAACCCCUGCACCACCAGCUGCUUCUCCAUCCCCACCCGUCUUGUGUAUCUGCAGGCAUGCCUUUGUCUCGUGCAAGGAAAACGGACUUUACACGCGCAGAAUGACUGUCCCAGGAAAAGGCUGUUGAGUUAGUCUUGGUAAAAAAAUGUCCCUCGGUCGGAGCAUUAAGGUUUCCCCGCGGAUCUCUGCGGCCGCCACUGGCUGCUCUUGCAUCCUUGAUUUUUAGGAAGGCCCCCGCCCCCCCGUGGAGCUACACGUCGCCUCGCUCUGUGUCUGGUCUUCCUGUCCUGUGUGCUGCCUUGCGCCGGUCCCCAGAAGAAGGGUUUGUGGGUGCUCUUCUGAUCCCUCCCCUGGCCUCCCUUUCUCUGCCAGGGUCCCGGGACGUGAGCCGCGGCUGUGAGCGGCUCUCAUUGAACGUAAUAAAAAGUAUUGAACAGCAGGGGGAGCCACUGAGCAAGAGAUGUUUUCACUCAGCCCGGCCCCUCCCCUUGUCUGUGAUCCGUUGUUUGCUUGCUUCUGAUGCCAAUGUGGACUUUGUGCGGAAGGCUUCCUGUUGCCAAGCCUUCACUUUCUUUUAUUAUAUUGUAUUGUUUCUGAUGCAGAUAUAUUUAAUUAAGUGUUGCCACCAUCACACCUGCCCUAAGGUAUUAUAGACGAUAUCCUCUCUCUUACUCGGCUAAUAUUUAAGAGUUAUAUGGCACAGCUUUGAAACAAACAGAGGUCUAACUGCAGUCCCAAAAUUUAGCUGACUUUACUAUAUCCUGAAGUCCUCUGCUGUUUCACCCUGGGAGUCCAGAGGUCUUGAUUGGUUUGGGGUGGGGGGGAUAAUGUUCCUCUGUGUCGUUCUCCAACACCCAGGAGGUAGUUGGAAAUGAACGCGUUUGUGAGAGAAAGGUUGGCAAGCCUCUCUCUGCAGACGCCAUCUUCCCCGCGCCUCGGCACAAGAUCAUUUCCCAAGAGCCCCCUGCCGUCUCCGCCAGCAAAUGAAACCCGCUGGCCCUGCGUACCUUAUCUAGGAGUCGAUAAAGACGGCAGGCUUUUGCAUUCAGGUGGAGGUGCCUUAACCUCCCCCACCGCCCCCACCCCCUACACAGCCAUAUCUAGGCUAACUGCCCCACUUCCCUCUGCCCUCUUACCGGCAGGUGGCUGAAUUGAUCUUAAUAAAGUGCAGUCGUGUUAAAGUGCUGGAAGUCCACUCCUGCCCCACUGAUAAGGUACUGAUACCACAGUCCAAUAUCCCAGGCAGCAGGGCCUCAUUGGGGCUGUUGCCUGACCUUUGCUGACCGAAUCGCUAAUUCAGUACAAGCACCAGCAAGUUUGAGUAUUGCGUCUCUCCUGAACUGUAUAGGCAGGUAAUACAAACUGGGCUAAUUGCAGCGUCAGAAUACUUUCAUAGGUUUGAGUCUAUAUAACUAAAUAGUCCCUUUAUGUCGUGUGUUGCUGUGGACGAUCCUACAAAUAACGUAUGCAUUACAGAAUAAGUCACACUACAACCAACAGUUCAGCGCAGUAAAAGGGAUGUAAUACGGUGUUGUCCUAAACGACAGUAUGAGCUAAAUGUGCAAGGCUUCUAACCGUCGGUUAAUCUGUGCUGCUUCCUUGUUUACGCAUUUUAGACGCUUGUGGGGAUAAGGUGCUACCUUGAUUAUUGUCAACUGAAAACGCUCUCUCUCUGUCUCUAGAUACAUCAAAUUAAGCAACAAUCUAAUGUAAAGCCAACACAGAUAAAUAUUUUAUUUACUUGUAGUAGAGAAUAAAUGACUAUUUUGUACGGCUGCUCGGAAUAGGCUUGGUAGGCGUUGCAUCCUUCAUGAAGCUAAAUGCGGCUUUUCACUCGAUGUGAAGCUCUCUCCAUAAAUAUCAAUGUUGACAAACUAGGUCCCUCAAGUGUCGGGCUACCGGUGAACGGUAACGAAGCACGCUUUGUCCUGAAGCUUCCGUGGGCUUAUUGUUUUCACCUGGCCGUGCAGUGUUGUGGGCUAACUGAUCAUCACUAAAGGGUUUUUUUUUUUUUUUUUUUUUUUAA